UCGCUGGCAGGCUAUCCGUCUCGCUUCUCCUCCGUCGUAGUCGCCAUGGCCGAACGUAUCCUGAUGAACGAGUACAAGACCCUCGCCAAGGAGCCAUGGGUCAAUAUCGAGCUCGAGAACGAGGACAUCUUCAGGUGGACCAUCGGGUUAAUUGUCCUCAACCCCGACUCCUUGUACUACGGCGGGUAUUUCAAAGCGUCCAUGAAAUUCCCCAAGAACUAUCCUUUUUCGCCCCCAGAGUUCGCUUUUCGACGCCCUCUCUACCACCCCAACAUCUAUCCCGACGGGAAACUUUGCAUCUCGAUUCUCCACGCACCAGGCGAAGAUGAAAUGUCGGGCGAGCUGGCCUCGGAACGAUGGUCCCCUGCUCAACGUGUCGAAUCUGUCUUGAUCUCCAUCCUCUCGUUACUAGACGACGCGGAAGUGUCGUCCCCCGCCAACGUCGACGCCGGCGUGAUGUUACGAAAGGAACCCGAAGAAUACAAGUCGCGCGUCCGGAAGGACGUCGAGACUUCGAAGCAAGACAUACCCGAAGACUUCGUCAUGCCGACCCAUCAACCGGCAACAGUUAAAGCCGUAGAGAAGGACGAUUCGGAUUUCUGGGCGGAGAGCGAUGCAGACGAUGACGUCUUCGGAGGAAGCGACUCGGACGAAGACAUGGACUUUGACGAUCAAGAUACUGGCAGUGAUGAUGAAGAAGAGGAGGAGGAGGAGGAGGAGAAGAAGAAGGAGCGGGUUUGA
Aspergillus bombycis is the source of this 741-nucleotide messenger RNA. Its product is annotated as putative ubiquitin conjugating enzyme (UbcC). The transcript has 3 exons. Lineage: Eukaryota; Fungi; Ascomycota; Eurotiomycetes; Eurotiales; Aspergillaceae. The annotation marks the transcript as partial. Gene Ontology annotation, molecular function: ubiquitin conjugating enzyme activity. Gene Ontology annotation, biological process: protein polyubiquitination; proteasome-mediated ubiquitin-dependent protein catabolic process. The record is from RefSeq and is a predicted model, not a curated record.